Molecule: messenger RNA, 2071 nt
Organism: Esox lucius (northern pike)
Lineage: Eukaryota; Metazoa; Chordata; Actinopteri; Esociformes; Esocidae
Product: T-cell surface protein tactile
Exons: 8
Coding region: 18-1493 (491 amino acids)
Biological process (GO): inflammatory response; cell-matrix adhesion
Source: RefSeq, a predicted model, not a curated record
GUAGAGAACAGACUGGCAUGGCUGUCACUCUGAAGGGAAUCAUUGUUUGUCUUGUUCUGCUCUCGUUCACCCCUCAAGGUGUCCACGGUUUUGAGAUAUUCCAUCAUGAGAUUUUGACAGCUGUGGUGGGUCAGGAUGUCUCUUUGCCCUGCACCCCGAAAGAAAACACUCUCAAAAUAUUACAGAUAGAGUGGAAGAAGAGAGGAGAGGCAGAAGACCAGCACCUGGUGGUUUAUAACCCACAAUUUGGCGAAACAAUUGGUUCACCAAAUGUGGCACUGAGGUCAGAGAAAGAGGGAGACAUGAGGACUACUCUGGUUCUCAAAGCUCUGAAGGAAACAGACAGUGGCCGAUACAUCUGUGACUUGACCACAUACCCCAACGGUUCCAUUCGGAAAGUCACUCGGCUGAAGGUCAAAGACCUGGAUGACAUAAUAAAGUGUGACACCAACGGGACUGUGGAAGCUGAAUCUGGUCAGAAUGUAACAGUCCACUGUACUGCUGAUGGGUUCCCCAACAUACUGUUCCACUGGUCAAAGGACAACAAGUGCAUUUCGGAUGAAUCGUCUCUGGUCCUGUGGUCUGUGAGCAAACAUGACGCUGGGCUGUACAUGCUGACCGUGUCCGUGGGCAACAACACGGCCCUCGUGAAGAGAAGGGGGUUCAACAUCAAAGUGCCGCUGACCACCACGCAGUCUGAUGAAGGUCCUGCUACUACAGAAAAUCCCACAGACACACCGCCUCUCAAUGUGACCCUCAGCACUCAGCUUUUUAGUACCAGCACCAAAAUAACUGGACCUACAGAUACCAGCGCCAAUAAAACAGAUGAAUCCACUGAGCCAGGAAGAGGGACAAACCUCACCGUCACACCAGAUCCUCCCAUAACUACCAUACAGGAAGUUAACAGCAGUGUCACCUUGUCUACCCCUGUCCAACCAAUGAACUUCACCACAGACUUCUCCAGCAACACAAAAAAGCAAACAAAGGGUAUAGAAGUUAACAGCUCCACCCACAAUCCAAUACGGGUCACAUCAACAGCCCAAUCAGGAACCACCUAUCCACCACUGGCCGUAUCAGGAACCACCUAUCUACCUGUGGUCCAGUCAAAUGUGUCGACUCCAUGGAGCCACCAACCGGAUGGUGGGAACCAGUCUGAAGCAGAGACCUCCAGUCAGGGGUACUCUGUGUCCACGACAGUCUUCCCAGAGAAGAGCACCCUGGCUGGGGAAGAGACUCAUAGGACUGACACCUCCUCUACCCUCUCCCAAGGGAGUGGGGUGAUCAUUGAGACAGAGAAAGGCAGUCAGAGAUACACGACGAUGUUGUGGAUCUUUCCUUUCCUAGCUGUACUCAUCUUGGUUGGGAUCCUCUACAGAAGACAUGUCAUCCAGAAGAGAAUGGACUUGCCUCCCCCUUUCAAGCCCCCUCCCCCCCCAGUGAAGUAUUCCUCCCUGAAAUCUCAAGACAUCCCAAUGACUGACAUCCUCAUCUGAAGGGGGCGCUGUUCUAAUACAUGACAUUCACAUUUAGGUAAUUUAGUGGACGCUCCAUCCAGAGGAACUUGCUGUACUGAUUACAUAUAUUUGCAUACACACACACACACACACACACACACCCUGACAAUCGAACCCACAACGCUGGCGUUACAAGCACCAUGCUCUUCACCAAGUGAGCUACACUGAUCCAUGACACCGGACCAUGAAAGACAUCCUCACCUGAAGGGGGUGCUGUUCAAUGCCACCAGGUCAUGAUGUCCCAACACCACACAUCCUCACCUGAAGGGGGUGCUGUUCAGUGCCACCAGGUCAUGAUGUACCAACACCACACAUCCUCACCUGAAGGGGGUGCUGUUCAGUGCCACCAGGUCAUGAUGUCCCAACACCACACAUCCUCACCUGAAGGGGGUGCUGUUCAGUGCCACAAGGUCAUGGGGUCCAUUAAUCCUAAACUAAUCUCACAUUUUGAUUCGUCAGAGACUGGACAUUUUUCAAUGAGUUCGGGCCCAGAGAAGGUGCUGGAGUUUCUGGAUGUUGUUUAUGAAUGGUUUCUUCUUUGCAUGGUAGAGUUUUAA